Messenger RNA from Jaculus jaculus (lesser Egyptian jerboa), 5468 nucleotides. RefSeq names its product nucleoporin 153 (gene Nup153). The record is from RefSeq and is a predicted model, not a curated record. Gene Ontology annotation, molecular function: structural constituent of nuclear pore. Bases 39 to 4418 code for a protein of 1459 amino acids. Gene Ontology annotation, biological process: protein import into nucleus; RNA export from nucleus. The transcript has 22 exons. NCBI's taxonomy places the organism in Eukaryota, Metazoa, Chordata, Mammalia, Rodentia, Dipodidae. Gene Ontology annotation, cellular component: nuclear pore.
UCUCCCGCCCGGGAGCGGGAAGCCGCCCAGGCUCCGCCAUGGCCUCGGGAGCCGGAGGAACGGGAGGGGGCGGCGGUGGCGGCAAGAUCCGGACGCGUCGUUGCCACCAGGGGCCGGUGAAGCCUUACCAGCAGGGGCGACCGCAGCACCAGGGCAUACUUAGCAGAGUUACUGAAUCUGUUAAGAAUAUUGUACCAGGGUGGCUACAAAGAUACUUCAACAAGAAGGAAAAUGCAUGUGGUUGUUCAACAGACGCAAGUGAGGUACCACACUGGCCAGAAAACAGAGAAGAUGACCACGUGAUGUAUGCCGGUGAGGAGAACUCCAAUAUUGAUGGGAGAAUCACCCCUGAGCCAGCAGUCAGUAAUACUGAAGAACCAUCAACCACUAGUACAGCUUCGAAUUAUCCGGAUGUAUUAACGAGGCCCUCUCUUCAUCGGAGCCAUCUGAACCUGUCCAUGUUAGAAUCCCCUGCGUUGCACUGUCAGCCAUCCACGUCCUCUGCAUUCCCAGUCGGCAGUUCUGGAUUUUCCCUUGUGAAGGAGAUUAAAGAUUCUACCUCUCAGCAUGAUGACGAUAACAUCUCAACUACCAGUGGCUUUUCUUCUAGAGCCUCUGAUAAAGAUAUAGCUGUUUCAAAGAGUACAUCCUUGCCUCCUCUUUGGUCCCCAGAGGCUGACCGUUCUCAUUCACAGCACGCUGCCACCAGCUCAAAAAAGCCAGCAUUCAACUUGUCAGCCUUUGGAACGCUUUCCUCUUCACUUGGGAAUUCAAUUCUCAAAACAAGUCAGCUUGGAGAUUCUCCCUUUUACCCAGGAAAGACAACAUAUGGUGGGGCAGCGGCUGCUGUAAGACAGACGAAAGUACGAACUACACCUUACCAGGCACCAGUUAGAAGACAGAUGAAAGCUAAACAACUGAAUGCUCAGUCCUAUGGUGUGACCAGUUCUACUGCUCGACGAAUAUUGCAGUCUUUAGAGAAGAUGUCAAGCCCCCUCGCGGAUGCGAAAAGAAUUCCAUCUGCUGCUGCUUCUCCUCGGAAUUCUCCUCUUGAUAGAAGUGGGAUAGAUAUCUCAGCUUUUCAGGCCAAAAAAGAAAAGGUGGACUCUCAGUAUCCCCCUGUUCAGAGACUAAUGACCCCAAAGCCAGUCUCCAUUGCAACAAAUAGAACUCUGUAUGUUAAACCAUCUCUGACCCCAUCUGGUGAAUUAAGGAAGACUAAUCAAAGAACAGAUAAACAGCCAAGUACUGUCAAUGAAAAAAAUAUGACCUCAAGACAAAAUAGAGAGCAAGACAGUGGCUUUUCAUAUCCAAAUUUCAGUAUUCCUGCAGCCAAUGGUAUAUCUUCUGGAGUAGGUGGUGGAGGUGGCAAGAUGAGACGAGAAAGAACACGUUUUGUUGCUUCUAAACCCUCACAAGAGGAGGAAAUGGAAGCACCAGUGUUACCGAAAAUCUCUCUACCAAUCACCAGUUCUUCAUUGCCUACUUUCAAUUUUAGUUCCCCUGUCAUUGCAGCUUCCUCACCAUCAUCAAUCAGUUCUUCUCAAUCAACAAACAAGGUACAAAUGGUCUCUCCAGGAAUCACUGGCAGUCCUGUGUUUAGAUUUUCAUCUCCCAUUGUAAAAUCAACAGAGGCAGAUGUACUACCUCCAUCACCUAUUGGGUUUACAUUCAGUGUGCCUGUUGCUAAAACAGAACUUUCUGGCUCAAAUCGUACUUUAGAACCAAUUAUAAGUAGUUCAGCUGAAGAUAACACUACAGUGAGCAGUACAAGGUGUAAGAAGCAAGAAGCUGUGUUUGAGGGCCCUUUCACACCUGCUAAAGUCCUGAAAGAAGGAAGUGUUCUAGAUAUUCUGAAAAACCCUGGUUUCACAUCACCAAAGGUAGACCCUCCUGCUGCUCAGCCCACCACCACCAGUCCUGUAGUGUAUACAAGACCAGCGAUAAGUACCUUCUCUUCUAGUGGGAUUGGGAUUGGAGGAAGUUUCAAGGCUGGAUCCUCAUGGCAGUGUGACACAUGUCUACUUCAGAACAAAGCUACCGACAGUAAAUGUAUAGCCUGUCAAGCUGCAAAAUUACCACCGACAGAAAAUACCAAGCAGACUGGAACUGGAACACCAAGCAAAAGUGCCAAAGCAGUUUCUACAUCAGGGACAGGCUUUGGAGAUAAAUUUAAACCAGCAUUUGGAACUUGGGAUUGUGACACUUGUUUAGUGCAAAAUAAACCUGAAGUAAUAAAAUGUGUAGCUUGUGAAACGCCAAAACCUGGGACUGGUGUGAAGCGAGUCCUCACGUUGACAGCGGCUUCGGAAAGCUCUGCGACAAUGGCUGCUUCCUCUAGCUGCCUUGUGACAACUGGCACCCUAGGGUUGGGAGAUAAAUUCAGAAGGCCUGUGGGGUCUUGGGAGUGUCCAGUAUGCUGUGUUUGUAACAAGGCAGAAGACAGCAAGUGUGUCUCCUGUAUGUCUGAGAAACCAGGAAGUUUAGUACCUGCUUCAAGUAGUAGCCCUGUCUCUGUCUCUGUGUCGUCUGGAAGCUGUCUAGGAUUGGACAAAUUCAAGAAACCUGAGGGAAGCUGGGAUUGUGAAGUGUGCCUUGUGCAGAAUAAAGCAGACUGUACCAAAUGUGUAGCAGGUGAAAGUGCAAAGCCAGGAGCAAAAUCAGAGUUUAAAGGCUUUGGAACAUCUUCAUCUUUGAACCCAGCAGCCUCAUCCUUCAAGUUUGGGAUCUCAUCAUCAUCCUCUUCUGGACCUUCUCAAACCUUUACAAACACUGGAAAUUUUAAAUUUGGACAUCAGGGAGGAUUCAAAAUAGGUGUUUCAUCUGACUCUGGGCCUAUAAACUCUGUGAAUACAAGUUUUAAAUUUUCUAAGCCAACUGGAGGUUUUAAAUUUGGAGUAUCAUCUGAUUCCAAACCUGAACAAGUUAAAAAUGACAGCAAGAAUGAGAAUUUUAAGUUUGGAUUUCCUUCUGGGGUAGGCAGCCCAGCUUCUUCAGCCCUGUUUCAGUUUGGAGUAUCUAAUCUUGGGCAGCAGGAGAAGAAAGAGGAACCGCCGAAACCUUCCCCUGCAGGCUUCUGCUUUGGCACAGGGGUGAGCAGCGUCACCCCUGCUCCCACUGCUGCCGACGCCGUGGUGACCUCUGAGAACAAGAGCGGCUUCAGCUUUGGAAGCAUAGACACCAAGAGUGCCGCAGUGACUCCUUUCACGAGUAAGGCGACAGAGGCCAAGAAAGAAGAAGCACCUGCCACCAAGGGAGGGUUCACUUUUGGCAAUGUGGAAUCUGCUCCUCUGCCAUCCGCCUCAAUGUUUGUUUUGGGAAGGACAGAGGAGAAACAGCAGGAACAUGUCACUUCUACCUCUCUGGUAUUUGGGAAGAAAGCUGACAGUGAGGAGCCAAAGUGUCAACCAGUAUUUUCAUUUGGGAACUCAGAGCAGACCAAAGAUGAGAGUUCUUCCAAGUCAACCUUUAGUUUCAGUGUGGCCAAAUCGUCUGAGAAGGAGUCUGAGCAGCCAGUCAAGGCCACAUUCACAUUUGGAGCUCAGACUAAUGUUGCCACUGAUCAAGGUGCAGCAAAGCCAGUCUUUAGUUUCCUGAACAACAGUUUCUCUAGUUCAACUGCGCCAGCCACUUCGGCUGGGGGUGGUGUAUUUGGUAGUUCCACUGUUUCCUCCAACCCGCCUGUGGCUCCCUUUGUGUUUGGACAGGCCAGCAGUGUGGGCAGCUCUGCUGAACCCAGUCCCUGUCAGCCUUUGCUGUGUCCCCCAGGCAGCAAAUCAGCUGCCACAUCCAGCACAGGUUCAGCUGUCACUCCAUUUGUCUUUGGCCCAGGAGCCAGCAGCAACACCGCAACCUCUGGGUUCAGCUUUGGAUCGACAACCACGUCAAGCUCUGCAGGAUCCUCCUUUGUAUUUGGCACUGUACCAGCAGCACCAUCUGCCAGUCCAGCAUUUGGUACUAAUCAGACCCCAGCAUUUGGACAAAGUCAAGGUGCCAGUCAGCCAAAUCCCCCAAGCUUUGGGUCUAUAUCAUCUUCAACAGCAUUAUUUUCUGCUGCUUCUCAGCCUGUCCCACCUUCGUUCGGAACAGUGUCAAGCAGUAGCCAGCCUCCUGUGUUUGGACAGCAGCCUACUCAGUCUGCAUUUGGCUCUGCAGCAGCUAAUUCCAGUUCUGUUUUCCAGUUUGGCAGCAGCACUACAAAUUUCAACUUUACAAACAACAAUCCAUCAGGAGUGUUCACAUUUGGUGCAAAUCCCAGCACACCUGCAGCCUCGGCUCAGCCCUCGGGCUCAGGAGGCUUUCCCUUUAACCAGUCUUCAGCAGCAUUCACAGUGGGGUCAAAUGGGAAGAGCAUGUUCUCCUCGGGAACUUCUGUUUCUGGUCGCAAGAUAAAGACUGCUGUCAGACGCAAGAAGUAAAGAUUUACAAAGGUGUCAUACCCAACAGUUUUAUCAACAGCUGGUGCCCUUCUUUCAGAUACUGGAUUGUACUACAUGCUGGGCUUACUGAAAUCAGAUCUGCCUAAGGACAUCUUUAAUUCUGGAAUUGUCCUCCUUUUUCUUUAUGGAAGCCCUGCCCUAUUUCCCCAUUCUCUUUUUUGAAAAUAAUAGCUAGACUGGUGACUGAUUCUUCAGCAGAAAUAUUUUAUGACCCGGCACCCGAUUCACUGAUUUGGCAUAGUCUGGCUGUACCCAGGAAUAGAGCCUGCACGGUGAAUGGCUUUGUAUAGAACCUGUGUCUGCACCACUUUGUGUGUUGCUAAGCGUUUAUGGAACGCAAUGAAGUUGUAAUUAUAUCUAAGGAAUUCUGUAUAGAUUAGAAUUCUGUAUAGAUUAGAGGACAUUGAAAUGAAUGGUUUCUAAGCUGAGUUUGUGCUGGUGUAUGUGUGAAGUGAGUGAGUUGGAUGUAAUGUGCACAAAAUUUCUGAUAGAGAAAGCCUGAUUAAAGAAUGGUCCAUACUAAGGACUUGUUAGAUCUAGUUCAUUCUCCAUUUAAUAAUUAUAUGCUAUUUCUCUAUUUUAAUUCUUCUAUCACCUGUCUUGCCUUUUUCAUUAUUUUAUUAUGAAACUUCUGUAAAUACAUUUUCAUUUCUGUACUUUUUUGGCAUAACAAAUCUGUGAACUUGAAAUUUCAACUUUGUGUUAGGCAUAUUUUUGUUGUUUGUUUGGUCUUGUCUCAGAUUUUAUUAUGUAAAUCCCAUUAUUCAAAGUUGCCUAAAUCCAUUUGGAAAUCUUUAAAAAAAAUUGGGGAUUCUUAAAGUUGAAUUUAUUGGCUUUUCUGAUCCAGUUUUGUUUGGACCAAAAACCAGUAUUGUACAAAGUAUUAAGCAUAUAUUUUUAUAUUAACUGAAAUGGACUGUGGUGACUUUGGAUAAUAAGGAAAAGUUUAAUAUUAAAGCCAUGUUUAUUACAGUAUAAUUAACAUGUUAAACCAUGGGAUAAAUGCCAUCAAUAAAACUUUAUGAAACA